Coregonus clupeaformis (lake whitefish) is the source of this 4378-nucleotide messenger RNA. Its product is annotated as Friend leukemia integration 1 transcription factor. Gene Ontology annotation, biological process: regulation of transcription by RNA polymerase II; cell differentiation. Bases 975 to 2438 code for a protein of 487 amino acids. Gene Ontology annotation, cellular component: nucleus. NCBI's taxonomy places the organism in Eukaryota, Metazoa, Chordata, Actinopteri, Salmoniformes, Salmonidae. Gene Ontology annotation, molecular function: DNA-binding transcription factor activity, RNA polymerase II-specific; sequence-specific DNA binding. The record is from RefSeq and is a predicted model, not a curated record. The transcript has 10 exons.
AAGUCACCGUUUACGUUCAACCUCAAUGAAGUGCAUUGGGUCUAUCCUAUUAAAGCCAUAUCUAUAGUCUCCAUCUAUACUUGCAGACUAAAAAAGUAAAGGCCUUAAAAUAUGCACUUUCCUACAUCGAUGAUAGAUGGUUAUUUGUCAGAGAACAUUUCAUUAUCAGUUUGCUAAGGGGAACAUGGUGUAACUUUGUACCCUACUUUGUGAGGAGGUUCUUUUUAUCACAGUGUGCAAGUUUGCGGUCAGAGAUUUUUUGACAUCAGUUGCAAUUUCCGGAGUCAUAUUUAGAAAAACUACAGGAAGGCUCUACAAUGUUAAUUACCACUAUGGUUAUUAUGGUGAGGCUAUUCAAAUUUAGAAAGUUGCAAGCAACAGGCUUUUGAAUUACAAACGAAUGUGUUUAUCUCAACAAUGCCCAUGAACAAAUUAGAAAUAUGCCUACAUUCAUUUGUAAAUGACAUGUUGCGUGGAACACACAUGAUGCAAUGUGUUUGUGCACCUCAAAAUGCAUGAUGGCAAUACAUUUUUCUCUAAACAUUGCUGGACGAUAACAACACUCGGAGCAAAGCCUACAGAAGCCCAACAGCUCUGCACCUUAAUUGUGUCCAAUCAUCAGCCUGAUCAACUUUUACGCACAGUCAGAUUAGGAAGAUUGUCAUCGUUGGUUUGUAGGCUAAUCAGCAGGUUUCUGUGUGCAAUGUUUUAAGAAAUUAAAAAGGACUUCGUUUCACCAGUAGGGACCCAGCCCUAAUGCGUUGUUAUAGUGACUUCACUUCCCAAUUUAGAGUGAGAGAGAGAAAAAAAGCUGCCAUCCGGUUAUGGACUAAGCGAGAAUUGUUGCUGCAAUAGUUUGCGCCAAAGGGUAAAUGCGCUUGUGCAUGGGUUGAUGCGAUUCAGUCAGGCUUUCCAGACUAGUUAUAACGUGUUUAAAUGACUAAAUGAGAAACAACGACUGAGUGACUGCUACAAUGGACUGUACGAUAAAGGAAGCGCUGUCCGUGGUGAGCGAGGACCAGUCCAUUUUCGAGUCGCCCUUCACUGCUGCCACGACCAUGCACAUGAAGGGCGAGAUGACGUCACCGGGAGCCUUCAGCCAGGCCUCCGAAGAGAGCCAAGAACCCACCGAGCCGGAGUGGGCCGGGCCGGGAGCACAUAACCCUGGGAAGAGAGGAGAACACAUCAACGGAACCAGUCGUGAGUCCCCUGUGAAUUGCAGUGUGACCAAACGCUCCCGACACAUGAGCAGCAACGAUGGGGGUCAGCUGGCCUACCAGGCCUCGUACCCCGAGCCCCGCGCCAGCCCCCAGACUGCCACCCCGCCCAACAGCGCCACAGAGGAGAAGAGAGUCAUAGUGCCCGCAGACCCUGAGGUGUGGACCCAAGACCAUGUGCGCCAGUGGCUGGACUGGGCCAUCAAGGAGUACAGCCUGGAGGAGGUGGACAUCAUGCACUUCCACACACUGGAGGGCAAGGCCCUCUGCAAGAUGACCAAAGAGGAUAUGAUGCGCAUCACGUCCGCCUACAACACAGACAUCCUGCUUGGCCACCUCAAUUACCUCCGGCAGAGCAGCCCUACUUUCUCCUACCCCACAACUCCAACCAACAACACACAGCAACAACCCAGACUACAGGUUAAAUCAGAGAACAGCUAUGAAGAGAUAGGCAGAAGGAACAGCUGGUCAUCGAACCCCAUGCCGCCUGCAGUACCCAAAGGUUCUCCCAUUGAGCACCAAAACAGCACCAGACUCACAGAGCCUCCGCCGAGAAUUGUGCAAGACCCAUACCAAGCAUUAGGUCCCAUCAGCAGUCGUCUAGCCAACCCAGAAGGCCAGGCCCUCCACUCCAAGAACCGAACAGGCAAACACAGUUCAUACAGGCUGCCUGACCCCAGCGCUCACAGGCCUGUGGGCUCUGGACAGAUCCAGCUGUGGCAGUUCCUGCUGGAGCUGCUGUCGGACAGCAACAACUCCAGCAUCAUCACCUGGGAGGGCACCAAUGGCGAGUUCAAGAUGACCGACCCGGACGAGGUAGCCAAGCGUUGGGGCGAGAGGAAGAGCAAGCCCAACAUGAACUACGACAAGCUGAGCCGCGCCCUGCGCUACUACUACGACAAGAACAUCAUGACCAAGGUGCACGGCAAGCGCUACGCCUACAAGUUUGACUUCCAGGGGAUCUCACAGGCCCACCAGAGCCACGGAGGGGAGGGGGGCAUUGUUAAGUAUCAGACUGAGGUGUCUUAUGCCCAGUCCUACCACAGCCACCAGCCAAAAAUGAACUUCAUGAACACACAUGCCGCCCCUAUGCCCGUGUCCCCUGGGAACUUUUUCGGACAGCCUACAAAUUACUGGAACUCAACAACCAGCCCCAUGUAUCCGGGAUCUCCCAUGCCAAGGCACCCGGGGACUCACUCCCACCUGAGCUCAUACUACUGAGGCCUGGGUGUGUUGCACUAGACUGGUUGGGCUGGCAGAGCUUUCUGAAACAGACUGAUAUCCAAGAUACCAUCCACAUUGUAUCUGGUCUGAAAUGUCUAAAUUACGUUGUUGUAACGCUAUGCGAGUUGUACAAUGGACAAUCAUGCUCAUGUCACAUCUUAAAGCAGAGGCACCAGAAGAUAGAAAAAGAGAAGAGGGUAAACAAUGUGAAGAAGCAAUGAUGACUAGUAGAGACAAAGGGAUUGCCAUGAACGUUCUGCCUUUUUGAAUUUCUCAAUUAUGGAGGUUGAGAAUUUGUUUAUAUUAUAUCCUGUGAUUCGGUUGUUUGAAAACCAAGUUUUUCAAUUAUGUAAGUAUUUUGUUUAAUAUGUGACUGAGGUCAUUGAAGGACUUAAAACCUCUUAAAUGUAAUGGCAAAAUGUAGAUUUCCGCCUAAAUAGACAUACCCAAAAGUAACUGCUAUUCAUGUGUAAUUACGUGAUUCUGACAUGCACAAACUUGGUAUAUUUGGAAAGAAGACAUCUGGGAGAUUAUGGGGAAAUUAUCAGACGAUAGAUAGGAGUUAAAUAGUUCAAAAUACACAAGAUCAAGCACACACAAAAUAACAGUUUUUAAAUUUUAUUUAUUUUGAAAGUCAUCUUUCAUUGACAAGCUAUAAGUGAAUUAUUGAUGACUAGAGCUGGAAUCACAUCAGAUGGCUUCCACAACAUGUGAGCAGUAUCAGAAAAAAAAGGGAUUGAUAGACCUAACAACUAGAAAUGGGCAGAUGUUUUGUUUUAGUAAGUGGUGUCAGGUGUGGUCACGGGACGUUUCCAAGUGUCCCUAAACCUCUCCAAAGUGGCAUAUGUCUGUAAAUUAGAUAAUCCCAGUGCUAUUACAUAUUUACAAUCACUAAAUGCCAUUUGUUCAGUACAAAAACACAAUGUCUACCAUACCAACCUCACUCAUAUAUUGUGUUGGUGUUAUGGGGUAACCAGGGUACAUUCAAGUGUCAUUUCCUCUCCAAAGUGUCAGAAUGUGGUAAUUGCACUGUUUUUGCACACUGGAUGUGCCUAAAAGUUAUUGUUCACUAUAAAAACUAAAUUUCAACAACACCAACCUCUCUCAUACAUUGUGGUGGUGUCGGGGGACAUACAGGGAAUAUGGAUGCCUACAGCGCAUAAGCAGGCAACAUUUUUGAUGCGCAACGAUAGUCACUCAGUGCACAUUAGAUGUAAAAAAAAUCAUCAGAUAACAUUUGCAAUAGGCUAGAUGUGUUCCUACCAACCUAAGGAUUCAUUUGAUACCCCCAUGUAGCUAUAGCUCAAACACAGACCAAAUUGAAGCUUACCUUGUAAGAUGUUUGCUGUUUGGUGAAAACAAUGUGUAAAAUAAACAUUUUGACUCUCGGGGCUGGUGAUCAAUAACGACAGACAAAUAACAUGUCCUCAUGAUCUGUGGAGUCCCGGCUUUCGAUGUAUAUCAAUGUAUUCAGUGUUGAUUUUGAUUAUGCUUCACAAAACUAACCGGAACGUAGGUAACAGCCAUCUUGAAAUGAGGUCAUCGGCUUGGCCUGCCCUUAUAAAUUCGUAUGCCCAUAUAUGGUAGUAAGUAAUACCGAAGAUUUGAAGGCACCGAUCAAUAACCAAGAUGAUCAGCUUUCCGCAGACACCAUGCUUUUGCAGAUAGGGGCUACCGUUCUCAUACCAGACUGAAUUGAAUAAAACAAAAAAAAUCAAAUAGGGUCCCCAAAUAUGGAGACUUUACGUUUAAGAGGUUUUAAGGGGAAAGUCACUGAGUGUGGGAAGUGGUGAAACUGUGUUGAGGUCUUUAUAUCAAUUAUUAUAUUAAUCGAUCUAACAUUUGUAAAAGUAUAAUUGUACAGAAUGUUUCAUACAAUUGUAGCAAUAAAACAUUGACCCAUGUAGUAAUGCUAAUAAAGGAACUUGUAUAUGUCA